Molecule: messenger RNA, 1035 nt
Organism: Penicillium cataractarum
Lineage: Eukaryota; Fungi; Ascomycota; Eurotiomycetes; Eurotiales; Aspergillaceae
Exons: 1
Coding region: 1-1035 (344 amino acids)
Source: RefSeq, a predicted model, not a curated record
AUGCCUCCAGUGCAACAUCCAUAUCAUGGGCUCUUUGGCCCGGGCAAAGGUAUUCGAGCCUUUACUGGCCAUCUCCGCAAUGGGCACCCUCAUCCAAUCUUGAUCAAUGCACAAGAUGGCCGUCCUUACCCUUUGAGAGGACGCACUACCCGGUGCUCCUCGCCCACGACGCCUCCAGCCGAACGGCGUGCCUACGCAGCACGAGAGCAAGCUCGCAAGGCCAAAACCCAUUCUUCAACCAGCGAUACUUCGGAGAGAUCCAUUUCGGUCCCGCCACAAACACGUCACACUCAUGCUCAUCGAGUGCAUUCAAAGCGGGAGUCCGAGCCCGAGCUUGAGCAUCUGCCACAUACGCACAAGCAUUCAACUAGACACCAUCGGAAGGCAUCGAAGCCUGUCGAACUACCACGGCGGCCUGGCAGUGAUACCGAAUCCCACUGGAGCACCAACGUGCACGUCCCAUGGACUCCUCACCAUCCGUACCACCAUCACCGUCACCAUCAUCAUGCCGCCCAGCCUGAUCAUGUCGUGUUCAAGGCACCCUUGAAUUGCCAGUGCCCUGAUUGUCUUCAGGCAGCUCAUGCUGGUCAUCACCUGCCCGUCGAUACCACCGGAGAGCAUCCCAUGCCACCCAAGUACGUCUAUGAGCACCAUCCGCACUCCUUGGGUGCUCAUCCUGUUCCCGUUGAUCCCCGGGUCCCUUGCAGUUGUGGAUUCGUACAUGUUGAACCUGCUCGGGAGCAGUCAUCUCGGUCUACAAGCCCUGAAAAGCAUCGAAAGGGGCACCACAGACAUUCAACUGAACCGGAGGAGGUCCGCUCUCAUCGCCACCGGCGUCGCAGACACCGUCGACACCGCCACUACACGACCGAUUCUUCCUCUGACACGACAAAUGAUGAAGUCUAUGAUACGAGUUCGGAGAGCGAUGUGGAGACUCGGACCGGAGGUGAAAAGGUUGAGUAUGAGUUGCCGAAUGAUUGGCAGUUUUGCAAUGAGUGCUGCUGCGGACAUCCCGUCGUUUAUAUUCUGCGGUGA